Sitodiplosis mosellana (orange wheat blossom midge) is the source of this 6067-nucleotide messenger RNA. RefSeq lists its product as uncharacterized. Gene Ontology annotation, molecular function: metalloendopeptidase activity. Gene Ontology annotation, biological process: membrane protein ectodomain proteolysis. Lineage: Eukaryota; Metazoa; Arthropoda; Insecta; Diptera; Cecidomyiidae. The record is from RefSeq and is a predicted model, not a curated record. The transcript is spliced from 12 exons. The coding region runs from base 730 to 5841 and encodes 1703 amino acids.
AACAAUGAGCGAUGAACAAAGUGACAGUUCAUUCGGUUUGCCUCUGUGUCUCUCUUUCUCUCCGUAUGUUUUUCUUCUUCUUCAUUUCUCUUUUAUUUACUAUCGUCACCGAACCAAUACACUCUCAUGCCACUCUAUAUAUUACCACUACAAACCGGCUGGCUUCUAUUGACAAAGGCGACCGAGUAUUCGCACUUCUCGGACUUGAGUGUAUCGUCAACUGCAUGUAUAAUUCAGUCGAAGGCAACGACAUUAGUAGGUUGAGUCGUGCUCACACACUUCGUUCAUAUACACACAAUAAACUCUAGCGUUGCACGACACACAAAAUUGGCUCUCAUUUAAUUCAUUAAAUUAAACUCUAGUAAAAUUUUACUAUUUUGUUUGUGCGUUCGUUUUCUUCUUAUUCGUUUCAAUUGUUUAUUACCCGUUGUGAAGUGCAAACAGUUAGAUUGUGUUGUGAAAAGCGGCCGACUGCUAAUCUUUUCCAUUCGAAUUGAAAAUCUUUUCCAAACAAACGAAAAAAAAAUCUGUGUAAAAGAAAAUGAAAAGAGUUAAAAAGUGCUGAAAGUGUUCGUUCCCAUUGUGAGUGCGUGUGUUUUUUUUUUCUCUCCCGUGUGUGUUUUCUCUUCGUUUUUUUUUACCAAUUGGUUUCAGGGUUAUUUCGAUAGUUUUUCCAUUGGUCAAACAAAUUGGCACAAGUAUUGUAAAUUGUGUUGGGCAAAUGUUUGAAUGAAAAAAAAAUCCAAAAUGAAACAAAGGAAAUUCAGUGUGCGCGACACCAGUUCUAGUUCUAGCGAGUGCAAUGGCCACGUAAAAUUGUUCAAAGAAAUCAACAGCGACAUGUUUGUACGAAGUACAAACGGAAACCGCCGCAUACGAAAUUGUGAAAUUGAAAUUGAUAAAACAAAAGGCAAGUGUUUACGGACACAGCCCCAAAUGAAAUACAACAGAUCUCAGCGGUGCCUAGAACAUAAUAGUAUAGUACAAAACCGUAUGAUGAAUAAUGGGCUGGCGAUUUAUUCUGAAUUUGCAUUCCAUCGAAUUAUUCAUUUCGUUGUCGUCAUUGUUCUACUGUUCGCGGUUGGCUCUCCAGUGCGCGGUCAGCAACAACAACAACAGCAGCCAGAAUUGCGACAGAUAGUACGAAACACAGACAUAUUCAGCAUACAUAAAACGCAUUCGGUAAUUCAGCCAAUAAUAUUUGAUGGCACAAAUCAGCGCAAAAUACUGACAUCAACGCGACAAACGAAUGGCGAACACGCACGCCACAUCAUUUUGGAGUACACACAUCUGGACAAGGCGAUUGUUGCUGAUUUAUUUUUAGCCCAUGGCUUAUUAACCGACCGACAUUUUUUGCGAACCCAAAAUGCCAACGGAUCGCAAAACAUUCAAACAUUCAACGGGAGCAAUUCCAAUUUAUGUCACUAUCAAGGUCGCAUACGGAACAAUCCCGAUUCAAUUGUGGUAUUAUCAACUUGUAAUGGCAUCACUGGAAUGAUAUACGACAGCAAUGACACCUAUUUCAUUCAUCCAAAUGAUGAGAGUGGCCUACAGGAACCGCACUAUCUCUUUAGCCAAAGUCAAAUGGAUGAAAUGCAUCCAAUCGUUAAGAAUUCAGUGUUUGCUGACCCGAUCAUCAUAGCCGAAAUGCCGAAGAAAAAGAUCAAACGAUCUGUGACCGAAGCUCCAGUACGCGAGCCGUACAACGCAAAUCGGCGAUCAUCAUUUGUGGAAAUGGUGAUCGUUGUCGACAACGGUGUGUAUAAAAAAAUGGGCGAAAACCUCGAUAAAGUUCACAAAUACUGCAAAGAUAUUGCGAACAUCAUCAAUUCGCUUUACGCGCCGCUGAACAUUUUCGUGGCAUUGGUCGGUGUUGUUGUGUGGACGGAGAAAAAUGAAAUCGAAUUGUCUAGUGAUGGAGACAAAACGUUGAAGAAUUUUUUGACUUAUCGACGCAAAGUACUAAUUAAAGAUCAUCCGAACGAUAAUGCGCAAUUAUUGACUGAAAUUCAAUUUGAAGGCGGUGUUGUUGGCAAAGCGCUGAAGGGACCAAUUUGCACGUUUGAAUUUUCUGGGGGUGUUUCAACUUAUCAUAGCGAAAUUGUUAGUGUCGUAGCAACAACGAUUGCACACGAAAUGGGCCAUAAUUUUGGCAUGGAACAUGAUACAUCGGACUGUAAAUGCGACGAUGAGCGAUGCAUUAUGUCGGCAUCGAGUUCAUCGAUUGCACCAACUCGAUGGAGUGAAUGCAGCAUACAUCAGUUGAAUUUGGCAAUUCAUCAGGGAAUGAAUCACUGUUUGAAAAAUGUCCCAACACAUCUAUACGAACCGCCCACGUGCGGAAAUGGUUUCGUUGAAACGGGCGAAGAAUGUGACUGCGGUCUACCGGGUGUUUGUAAGAAUACAUGCUGUGAUCCGUAUACAUGUAAACUUUAUUCGAAUGCUACGUGUGCUACGGGAAAAUGCUGUGAUUUGACUACGUGCCAGCUGCAUGAGCCCGGUUUUGAAUGCCGUACAGCGGUUGGAGAGUGCGAUUUGCCUGAAUAUUGUGAUGGAAAUAGCGAAUUUUGUCCAAUCGACUAUUUCAAGCGUGAUGCUGAAGUGUGUGAAGGCGGUAAAGCAUAUUGUUACAAUGGUUCGUGCAAAUCACGCGAUGAUCAAUGCAAGAUGUUAUGGGGACCUUCCGGCAAAUCCUCUGAGCAGUGUUAUGAGAAAAACGUUGAGGGCUCACGGCAUGGGAAUUGCGGUUUCAAUCGAUCCGCUAAUGUUUACAACGGUUGUGCCAAAGCGGAUAUAUUUUGUGGAAUGUUGCAAUGCCGUCAUCUAAACGAACGACUCGAAUUUGGUUUGGAAUCGGUGGCCGUUUUAUCGCAUAGCUUCAUAACGUAUGGCGGUAGUAUUAUUCCGUGUCGAACGGCAGUUAUCGAUUUGGGCUUGGAAACCGUUGAUCCAGGACUUGCACCAGAUGGCUCAAAGUGUGACGACGGGAAAUUGUGUGUUAGUCAGAAAUGCGUCGCAAUUGAAACACUUCGUGCGGCGGACAAAGCGAAAAUGUGCGACAAUGACUGUAAUAAGCAUGGAGUAUGUGAUAACAUUGGACAUUGCCAUUGUGAAAAAGGAUUUGCGCCACCGUUUUGUGAUGCACCGGGAGCCGGAGGAAGUAUUCACUCUGGACCAGCUUCAAAUCCAUACGACGGAUACGGUUUUGUUCGCGUUAUGUACGUCUUCUUCUUGGGCGUCGUACCGUUUAUUUCGUUGUCGCUGUUCCUGUUCUACUAUUGGCGACAGAAUCGUCCAUGGUUUAUCAAUCAGACAUCAGCUAAUGAUCUGAAAAUUUCGGUUCGUCAUCACCCCGAUCGGCCGGCUCCACCUCCACCAUCUGCACCAUCAUCGCAUCAACUAUCGCCCAGCAGCACUGAUGAUAUGAAUGCAACGCUUCUGAAGGCGAACGAAGCCAAUGAAGACCCAAUAAAACGGGAACUUUUCGGAAGUUUCAAAGGAUUUUCCCUAAAACCACUGCCAAUGACAAAGCCAAACAUUAUCGGAGGCUCAAAUGUUGCAUACGUUCACCCAGUCGCCAAAACCGAGACGAUCAACGAACAAUGCGUACCAAGCCGUGCUGCACCGCUGCCACCAGUAUCCAAUUCGCCAAAAAAGGCAACAGUAAAAUCAUCGUCGGUGUCUGUUCCGAAAUCGUCUCCAUCAUCGUUUCGCUAUCAGAAUAUAAAUACGUCUCCUAAAAAGACACCAGAAACCCCCAUCGAAGUGAAGCUAUUCGCUUCGAAAAGUGAUGCAAAGGAACGGCCAAAAAUUUCUCAUCCCGUUUUAGAAAAUUCAACUUGUUCCGUAAAAGAGCUCAUUGCUACAGCCAAUGCAAAUAAAAGUGCUCAAAAUAGUUCAUUCAACACAUUGCCAAAACCUAAUACAGUGCCGAAUGCUGCGCAAAAGCCAAAUGAGCCUAACUCUUUAUUGAAAAAGCCGCUGACUCAAAAGAACUCUGUGACAAAGCUUGAUAUAUCGGCUCCGAUGAAGGCAGUCUCAUUUGGUCGGUCACAAAGUAUGCGAAGUCCAUCAACUGAAAAAGCUCAAGUGAAGCGAAAUGUGCUUGCAUCAGGUUCGAUGCGUCAUCCACCUGGAACAAAACGUGUCAAUGUCGUUGAUCGACCGAAGAAUCCACCACCACCAAGACCGGCCAAUUUACCGGGUUCAAGUGCCUCAUCACUCAGGAAUAUCUAUGCAAACACGAAUGGCGAUGGCAGCUCAGUUGAUAACAGCACCGAUAACAUUUAUGCGGUUAUUGAAGAUGUCCAAGAAGUGCCACCGCCACCCAGCAACGGAUUAUUAAAUGAGAUUGUUAAUGAAAUUGAAAACCGUAACAAAAACUCAAUCUAUUCAACGUCCACGAAUAAGGGUAAAAUUCCAAAUGAUGAACAAACCACCUAUGAAAAUAUUAGUCAAAAUCCGAAGAAAAAUGGGAGCAUAACAGCAUUACCACCAGCGAAUAGCCACAAAACAACACCUGAAACUAGUAAUAUUUAUAUGAAUGCACCGUCGGGAGCUGAGCAACCACUCAUUCAAAAUACAACUAAAGUCACAAAAUCUAUUGAAAAAUCCCAUAAACCAAAUGUAAAUUCGAUUGUCAAGAAACUGUCGGCGAAUGGGCCGGGUAGCGCAAAACCAGUGAUUGCCACCAAACCAUCCAUUUCAAAUUUGAGCGAUCAGAAAAAUGGUUCGAAUAAGGAAACUAGUCAAACUGAUUCCACGAAGAAACCAUAUCUGCCGAGAACAAAUUCGAAUGUGGCGGCAAGAGUGGCGAACGCAUCGGGUAAAGCAACCAUAAAUCCGAUAUCAAGUGUACGUGCAAUGCACAAACGCUUUGAAAAUCGAAAUGCAUUUCUUCUUCAAUGGAAAAAUCAUGUCAAUUUUCAAUCAAUUGAUUAUAUAAAAGGUAGACUCGAUUCGAAUCAAUCAUCAGUUCAAUCGUUCCAUUCAGUUCGUAAACAUCUUUCAUUUGUGUUAAGAACCGGCAGAAUGCUGAAAGUGUUAUUGGCGGUGUGUGUGGUUGGCAUUACCUGCGCACAAGUUUAUAUUCCAACGGGAGUGUCGACGCAGUCUGGAAUCCUUCGUAAUGUCCCCACAACAUUAGUCCGUUUACCGGCCAGUACAUACCUGUCUGAUGGAAAUCGUGCAUAUUUGGCUGCACCAGUUCCAUUCCAGUUUGACCAACGUUUGAAUAAUAAUAAUAACAACAAUAACAAUAACGAUGGAAGAAAUAACAAUGAAGCUCUCCGCCAAAUCUUGCAAGCUAACAGAGAAGACACAUUGCGCAGCUUGCUCCGAUUGAUUUCCGAAGACAGACAACAAUCCAGAGAUAAUGACCGCCGGCCCCAAUCCGAUUCAGAUUCAGACAGAUACUUGAAAGAUCGGGAGGACAGAGUCCGAGAUUUGUUGAGAUCCAGGAACGACAACGAAAAUCCUGGGAACGAUGACAGAUCACGCACAUUCAAUAGAGACCAGAUAAAUGCCCUUUCUAAUCGUAACGGUGAUGAUGAUAAUCAAUCAAACAACGCUAGAAACAACGAAGACAUAAUCCGGGAUUUGUUGAGAUCUAGAAACGACGAUGACACCAAUGAUGAUAGACCACGCACAUUUAACAGAGAUCAAAUAAAUACCCAUUCAAACCGUAAUAAUGAUGGCGAUGACCAAUCGAACAAUGGACGUAAUAACCGACUGCAAGCGGACCGAGAGGUUGGACGAAAUAAUCAAGACCAGCGAAGAAACAACGGUGAAGGCCGAAGAGACGAUCUCAGUGACUUAUUGAACGAACGAAGCUCGGACUGAAACUAAAUGAAUUAACGGAUUAUUGAUGGCAUCGACACGGCAAGAAAACAAUAUCGGAUUAACCAAUCAACAAACAUCCUGUUAUAUUAGAUAGAUCCCCUAGAUAGAACUCCUUCUGUAUGUCUUUCAAAUGAUUUCAAACCGUUAUCAUACUCCAUUACCUAACUUGGAAAAAUGCAAAAAAAUGAAUAUAGAAUCAGCCACGAUAGUAGCAAUAAAAAAUAAA